This is a messenger RNA of Macroventuria anomochaeta, 549 nucleotides long. RefSeq lists its product as uncharacterized. Lineage: Eukaryota; Fungi; Ascomycota; Dothideomycetes; Pleosporales; Didymellaceae. The transcript has a single exon. The record is from RefSeq and is a predicted model, not a curated record. Bases 1 to 549 code for a protein of 182 amino acids.
AUGAACGCACAAGACAAAACUAAUGAAGCUUUCGUAGAAAAGUUUGAAGCUUGGCAGGCAGAGGUCAUCGAAGUGGGCAGAGAGCAGCAUGCUCUGAUGGAUAAGUUCAUGGCCCAUGAAGAUGCAACGCCGGCUGACUGUGAUGCAGUGGCGACCGGUAGAGAGCGCAAGGCUUCUGCGCUGAUAUCGCCGUUCCACCCGAAGGAGGCUUGGCCACGGACAGUACCGUAUCUGAAUAUGAUUCCGCGGUCCUUGUAUGAGGAAGAAGAGGCAGACCACCGCCGAGGCUACAUGAAGCAGUAUCAUGCGAUCGUUCGGAAGAUCAGCCGACGUGGCAACGAGACCUUCGAACUCAAGCGGAUCGCGGUUGACACCUCACCUAAAAUUAGCUUCGAGACGCUAGUGACCAUGGAGCAGACCCAGCAAUGGCGCGCGGUGCUACAGGCCGAGAAGCAAAAGUUUGCGGCCGAUAAGGCACAGUUCGAGAUGGAUCUAAACAACGCAAUCAUCGCUCAGCUGCGCGAUCAGCCCGGCUGGUCUAGUUCUUGA